UAGGUACCUUCUAUCUAUCUGGUAUGUGCUAGACGCCUAGACGGAACGAAUAAAAGGAUCCCUUUCGCUUUAUUUUCUCUCCCUUUUCCCUGAUAUUUCGGUUUGACGGCUGCUACCUCUUUCAACCCCCGGUGCUUCAAUCGAACGAGCUCUAUUAUUCUCGUGCAUCAUUAUGUCGGACGAGGAACCGGUUGACCAGAAGAAGUACUUUGAAGAGUUGUGCAAGCCUAAAUGUGUUAGAGCUUGGCUUGACUAUCAGGGCUGUGUGAAAAGGGUUCAGGCUGAUGAAACGGGCCACAAACAUUGCACUGGACAAUACUUUGAUUACUGGCACUGCGUUGACAAAUGCGUUGCACCUAGGCUGUUUGCAAAACUGAAGUAAUAUACACAUCUAUGGAUACCAUGGAGAGAUUAGCAGUCUGAUUUUGUUUUCAAUGAAACUAAUUUUGGUAUACCUAUACCUUGAGUGGAUCAUAAUAAGGAGUUGUGUCUAAAUUGGCAUGAAUUUCGAACAUUUAUGGUGUUUUAAUGGAUGUUUUUUCAUUGUGAAAAUAGACCUUUAAUUUCAAGCUUGUCCAUUUUGUG
Helianthus annuus (common sunflower) is the source of this 585-nucleotide messenger RNA. Its product is annotated as cytochrome b-c1 complex subunit 6-like. The record is from RefSeq and is a predicted model, not a curated record. Gene Ontology annotation, biological process: mitochondrial electron transport, ubiquinol to cytochrome c. The coding region runs from base 173 to 382 and encodes 69 amino acids. The transcript has 5 exons. NCBI's taxonomy places the organism in Eukaryota, Viridiplantae, Streptophyta, Magnoliopsida, Asterales, Asteraceae.